AUGGCUUCCGGCUGUCUGCUGCUGGAUUCCACGUUUACCAUGACUCUGAAAAACCUAGUACACGAUGUCAUUGAGCGACUGUCGUCUCAGCCUUCACCUUUUGUUGCAUUAGACAGACUGCUGCCCCAUAACAAUUUGCUUCAAGUAUCGGUCAGGGAAAGCGACGUGCUCCUUCAUUGCCAUCUCCUAGAGCACUUCGUCUCCAUCAGAUCACAGAUUGAUGCAUGGGCAGAGGAAAACACGGUUGAUGAGGGCGCAGCCUGGACCUGCUACAUCAACGCGGGCAUUCGUCGGCUAACACAAUGGUUUGAGGCCUCGCUUUCUGGUCAUGUUGAUCUUAACACUCACAUCCCUCCGCUCGAUGUUCUUCUCGUGUGGCAUGCUUUUCUCCAAGACCCGGUCGAGUGGAAAAGGUUUGCCGACACAACCAAGGUCGAAUUCUCUGGGUGGAAUUCCGAUGCUUUGUCGAGAGCCCUGCGGAACGACGAGUCUGGGGAGUUUUGUCCCUCAUGGGAUUGCAUGAAUAAGAUCAACCGAGUGUACACUGAUGAAGACGUUCGUACUUUCAUGGAUAAGUCAAUUGACUAUGUCUUCAGCCGGGAAGAUAGUAACGACACCACGCAAUCGGUGACUCGUUUAUUCGAUAGCAAGCGAUUGUCACAUACAAUCACAACACUUAAUGGCGAAUGGAACUUCACUUACGACUUCCACGCAGCUGUACAACGCCAGCUCAACUUGGCAGAACCAGUCAUUAAAUUUUCCUGGCAUCGGAUGUACACGUCUCCUCUAGACAAUGAAUGUGGGUUCAGGGCUGCUGUCAAACGCUAUAGGAGAAUCAUGACUCUAGCGCAGUUCCGAGGGCCAGGUUGCUCAGGCGUCACUUAUCUCGACAUCGAUCUUGUAUGGAGAACACACAUACUUGCACCUAAAGAGUACCGCUGGUUUUGUGUCGAGACAUUCGGAGGCCUCGUGCUCAACAUUCCAAGCCCCCUUGGCACUUAUGAGCCAGAAACGGUCUUCCUCGAUGACACAUCUCAGAUUUACGAGCACGUCUUCGGAGAAGAGUACGCUGUGUGUCUUUGCUGGCCAUGUGUCGAUGGGCGUCGAGCCGAUGACCCAGGCUCGUGGGGCUUGAAAUGGUUUAUCGGAUCAGUAUCCAGGACACCGAUAGCAGAGGAGAUCGACCGUCGUCGAAACGCAGCUGUGGAUAUUCCUCUCGUGUUCGGGGGCAAGCAAUGUCGCAAAUGUGGCUCUCACCCACGGAGACGUUGUCUGAAGAAGGAUAUUGAUGACAGUUUAGAACAGGAGCCGCUGCUUCUUGGACGUUCUAGCACUGAUCGCGUUUUAACGCCGACAGUACCAGUUGCUGCUCCCCCAAGUCCUCAUGGACGAAUGGAGCUUGCUAUCGAUCCAUUCAGAGAUCUGGAAGUUUCUCCGGUCCGUUCUGAAACCCUUGGCGAAACCUUUCCACGGUCUUCACUCUCAUCAGAAAACUUCGAAACUUCAGAACCGACCCUUUGGGACACGAACGGAAACACAAUCGUGGAGUCGCUAGACAGUAACGGGAGCAGACCCCCAACCCCUGGUCUCUCAGAUGGAUCUACAUGCUCUGAUGAUAGCAGUGACGAAGCUGUUCACAGAAACUACGCUUUCGAAAGAUGUGCGAACUUGUACCAGAUACCUCCCCCAGAGCACGCAUCCACUCUUCGUACCAACAACAGGAAUGCCGAUGCGACAAGAGAUAGCCCACGAGGGAGAUCGCGAAUCAAUGGGACGACUGGUCCAGAGCCUGGGGUAUGGUUGGCUGGUCAAACUUGGUAG
This is a messenger RNA of Fusarium poae, 1821 nucleotides long. RefSeq lists its product as uncharacterized. The transcript has 3 exons. NCBI's taxonomy places the organism in Eukaryota, Fungi, Ascomycota, Sordariomycetes, Hypocreales, Nectriaceae. The coding region runs from base 1 to 1821 and encodes 606 amino acids. The record is from RefSeq and is a predicted model, not a curated record.